Molecule: messenger RNA, 1970 nt
Organism: Cimex lectularius (bed bug)
Lineage: Eukaryota; Metazoa; Arthropoda; Insecta; Hemiptera; Cimicidae
Product: tryptase-2
Exons: 7
Coding region: 113-1669 (518 amino acids)
Biological process (GO): proteolysis
Molecular function (GO): serine-type endopeptidase activity
Source: RefSeq, a predicted model, not a curated record
AGGCAGCCGUCCUCACUCCUCAGUGCUAGUCUUCAGAGGGUCGGCGAAGGAUCUGCGGCAUUCCGGCUACAUUUGACAACUAGUUUACACUUCACUUUUGACUGGAUAAGAAAUGCGGUUGCCAGUCAUUGCGGUGUUGUGGUUGGGAUCUUUGCUCGUAGCUGCACAAGACAACGGUCAUGGUGAUGACCUCUCCACCCUGAUCCAGGAGGUGUUUGGAGGAAAAGAUCAAGGUCAGCCUGAUGAUACGAAUAAAAACCAGAAGAGAAAUGACGAUCUCACCAACAACGUCGGCAACCAUGAUGUCAACAACAAGGAAGGAGGCAGCAGUGUUCCUGGGAGCGACAAGUGCGAAUGUGUGCCUUACUACCUCUGCGCUAACAACUCCAUCAUCACCGAUGGCACGGGCAUUCUUGAUAUCAGGUUGAAAGGUGACCUCUGUGAAAGUUAUCUGGAUGUUUGCUGUGGCAAGCCGCUUCCCUCAGAGGAGGCGAUCAAGCCCAUUCAGCGAGGCAGGCGAGGCUGUGGAACCAGGAACAUUGAUGGUGUGGGCUUCAGGAUCACUGGGGCUAUUGACAAUGAAUCCCAGUUUGGUGAAUUCCCAUGGAUGAUUGCUAUUCUUUUGGAUGAAAACUUUGAAAACGCGAAUGUGAAAACAUACCAAUGUGGGGGAGCACUGAUACACGAGCGGGUUGUCCUCACAGCCGCCCACUGUGUGCAACGCAAGAGCAGUUCACCUCUUCUAGUGAGGGCCGGAGAAUGGGACACACAAACUAAAAACGAACUCUAUCCACAUCAAGAUCGCCAAGUGGAGGAAAUAAUCAUCCACGAAGACUAUUAUGCUGGGGCACUGUACAAUGACAUCGCCCUGCUGGUGCUCAAGGAGCCCUUCACAUUCGCCGACAAUGUCGACAUCAUCUGUCUUCCAAAGCAGGGCGAUGUAGUCUUGAAUAAGGAAUGCUCUGCAAGCGGAUGGGGGAAAGAUGUUUUCGGUAAGGAAUUCGAUAAAACGGAACCGGCACCCUCACCGUCGAUAAAGACGCCCAUUUUGGGCUCAGUACAGAACGUGAUUCAAGUAAAGAUAAACAAGUUCAAAGAUUUGUUUCUACCUAAGCCGAAAAUGGAGCAUAGCACAUUAAGACCGCUUGACAAAAUCAUCAAAGAAAAGAUAGAUAAGUUUACAAACUUGUUCCACCCUACAAAAAGGGCAAAGACUGUUACUGAAGCCCCUAAGGCCCAAUGGAUUAAUCUCGAUGAAAGAAUGGGCAGUGGUGUCCCAUCCUCAGAAAAUCCAUUAAAAUUUCCUGAUUCAGGAAAAAAGGGGAAGUACCAGGUAAUUCUUAAAAAGGUCGACCUUCCGAUGGUUGAUAGAAAUACUUGCGAAGCAGAAUUACGAAAGACUCGUCUUAGUCAAUACUUCAAUCUUCAUGAGAGUUUUGUAUGUGCUGGUGGCAUCGCAGGCCAAGACACAUGCAAGGGUGACGGAGGAAGUCCACUGGUCUGCCCAGUUCCUGGGGAGAAGUACAAGUAUCAGCAAGUCGGUAUUGUGGCUUGGGGGAUUGGAUGUGGCAAUGAGACGCCUGCUGUCUAUGUAAAUGUUGCUCACUUCAGAAAAUGGAUUGAUGAUCACUUCAAGAGGCUUAAUUUAAUUCCAGAGUACACAUAUUAGGUAGUGAAAUAAUGUAAACAUAAAUGUACCUAUUAAAAGUGUAAAUUUUUGUUUUAUAAUUUAGGCUUGAUCCAAGUUGUUGAUGUUAUUUUGCAAUACUUUUUAUUUUUGUGGGUAUUUUAUUUACUGAAAGUUAAUUUGUGAUACUUCUAUUCUAUUUUUGUUCUUGUCUACAUUGCAGUACAUGUAUUUUAUGUAUGUAUGGAGUUUUUUCUCAUAGAUUUACAGAAUGUGAGAAAUUUAACAUAAUCCUAUUCCUGUUGAGGUGAAUAAAUGGUACAGGAUGAGUAUUGGAAAUCAA